AUGCCAGAACUCCCGGAGGAUGUGAUACACCUGAUAUGCGCUCAGAUCAUAUCAACUCCCCGUCACAGACUACUUCCCGCGACGCCGAGAGAAGUUCUUUCGUGGAAGAUCGACCGCGCACAUGGCAGUCUCCAUGAUUUGCAGUCUAUAGCAUUAGUCAACCGCGCCUGGAACCGUGCGGCCAACUGGUCGUUAUAUAACACACUUCAGAUCCGGCCUCGAUGGGUUCCCAACAUCGACCGGCUGUUGGAGGGAUUCGUGCGAGAUCCGGAGAGGGCGAGCCACGUUCGAGCGCUGCGUAUACGCAGCACACCUACCUGGUCUAGUAAAUUGUCCCGCCAGGCGUGCCAUCCGGCGGUCAUCGAUGCUGCCAAGGAUCUACCAAUCGAUGGAGGCAUUCGCCGACAGCUGAUUGAGGAUCUGAAGUUGGGCAGAGCGGAUGCGAAAAUCGUUUCGCUGCUCUGCCUUUGUCCGAAAACGGAAGCUCUGCAAUUCCGGGAUGGUGGAUGUGAGGCCGACUCGCUCAUGUUAGAUGUGAUUGCAAGUGCUCGGAAAUUCAGCAAACCAAGAGAUCUUCCGUUUUCAAGCAUAAAUUUGCCUGGCGAGGCGAAUGACUGCCAUUCACGAGCUCAGCUAACAAAUCUCGACUUCUUAACGCAUCUCAGAAUAGUAAGAGUCUAUUGGAAGAAUAGCAAAGCAGGUGAAUGCGCAGGAACGAUUAUCGCAGGCAACGGCGAUGCCCACCUUGCAAUGCCAGUCGAGGGCCUUCACCCAUCUGUCGACUGCCUUUUCUCACCUAUGAGAAGAGUGUUGCAAGACUUCCCGUUUCUGAACGCACUUGCUCUAUAUUCAGGUCGAAGGCCUUGGGGUCGAGAGGCGUGGCCUUGGCAUGCAUCAGAGAAGUGGUUCACGAACAGCAAUCAAUGUCCUGACCGAAUCGGGUCCGCAAUCGACAUCUGA
This is a messenger RNA of Dissoconium aciculare CBS 342.82, 960 nucleotides long. RefSeq lists its product as uncharacterized. The record is from RefSeq and is a predicted model, not a curated record. The transcript has a single exon. The coding region runs from base 1 to 960 and encodes 319 amino acids. Lineage: Eukaryota; Fungi; Ascomycota; Dothideomycetes; Mycosphaerellales; Dissoconiaceae.